This is a messenger RNA of Scylla paramamosain (green mud crab), 3367 nucleotides long. Its product is annotated as cytochrome P450 307a1-like. The transcript has 6 exons. NCBI's taxonomy places the organism in Eukaryota, Metazoa, Arthropoda, Malacostraca, Decapoda, Portunidae. Bases 132 to 1694 code for a protein of 520 amino acids. The record is from RefSeq and is a predicted model, not a curated record. Gene Ontology annotation, molecular function: heme binding; monooxygenase activity; oxidoreductase activity, acting on paired donors, with incorporation or reduction of molecular oxygen.
CUUCCUCCGCUAUUCUUCCACUAUUCUUCAGGAAACCCCAGCCCCCCCUUGGCCAGCAGAGUAUAAAUAGCGGCGCGAACCUUGCAGCUUCGUCAGUCACUGCUCUGCCAGGUUGAGAACUGCUCGCAAAAAUGGUCUUCGUAUUGGCUCCCGCAACUAUCGUGCUGAUGAUGAUGGUCCUUGUGGCCGUCGCAGUGCAGGAGACCGCACGGAGACGAAGAAAGCAACAGAAGCAGCAGUAUUUCCAACAAGCCUCACCGACGACAAAGAGCAGUGACGACCUGGAGAUCGGCACCCUAACACCACCACCCGGCCCGACUCCAAUCCCUUUCUUCGGCAACCUUCUCAGCCUCCGGAAGUACAGCGAGUGCCCCUACCAAGGCUUCUGCGAGCUGAAGGAGAAGUACGGCCCCGUGUACGCCCUCAAGAUGGGAAACAACCCCACCGUAGUCGUCAACACCUUCGACACUAUCAAGGAAGUCCUCGUCAACAAGGCUAACUCAUUCGACGCUCGCCCAGACCUCCUCCGCUUCAAGCUCUACUUCGGAGGAGACCGCCAGCACUCCCUGGCCCUGUGUGACUGGAAUGAACAUCAGAAGCGCCGCAUGACCCUCACCCGCUCCUUCCUCAUGUUCCGCGGCCAGGAGAACAAUUUUGCCAAGUACGAAUCCAACGUUGUGUCCGAGAUGCCCACCCUGAUCAACGAGGUGGACAAGUCGCUGGGCAGCCCCAUGCCGGCCAAGGAGCUGUUGUCGUACUGCGCCCUCAACAUCUUCUCGGGCUAUAUGUGCUCCAAGAAGUUCCAGUACGAGCAGGAGGACUUCCAGCAGGUGGCCCAGAACUUCGACUACAUCUUCCGAGACAUCAACAACGGUCACGCCAUGGACUUCCUGCCCUCCCUGCAGCCUCUCUUCACCUCCUACAUCAACGAGAUCAAGUCCAACGUGUCCAGCAUCCGCCAGUACAUCCUGGACAACAUCUGCCUCGAGAAGUACGAGCGUCUGCGGCAAGACCCUUCUGAUGUUGAAGACUUGGUGGACGCCUGCUUUGCUAACCUUCUGACGACCAAUGAGGAUGAGAAAUGGGACUGGCAGACCAUCCUGUACAUCGUGGAGGACCUGCUGGGCGGCUCCAUGGCUAUCAGCAACAUCGUGAUGCGCCUCCUCGCUCACAUCCUGCAGAACCCACACGUGAUGGACGCCCUCCGCGCUGAGAUCGAUGAGAAGAUCGGGCGUGAGCGCACCCCCACACUGCAGGACCGCCACGAGAUGCUGUACAGCCAGGCCGUGCUAUACGAGGUGCUCAGGGUCACCUCCUCCCCUGUGGUGCCCCACGUGGCCACUGAAGACUCCUCUGUGGGAGGUUACGCCGUCAAGAAGGGAUCCAUCGUUUUCCUCAACAACUUCGAGAUGAACUCCUCCCCCAACCUGUGGGACCAGCCCGACAAGUUCAUGCCCGAGAGGUUCCUGAAGGACGGCUGCAUCAAGAAGCCCGAGUACUUCAUCCCCUUCAGCACCGGCAAGCGGUCCUGCGUGGGCUCCAAGAUGGUGGCCAACACCGCCUUCAUGGUGGUCACCACACUGCUGCAGCGCUACAACAUCGCCAUGGCCGACCAGGCCACCCCAGACCUGCCCCAAGGCAAGAUCUCCCUGGACUGGAACCCCUUCCAGCUGGUGUUCACUCCACGCGAGUGAACUGACUCGCAGACACCGCGUGUGAACCGUCUGCAUCCUCGUGACUCGGGCUGCUGACUGGCUACAACAAUCGUACACAUUGGAAACUGAUCAAGCUUUGGUCACCUGUCAUCCAAAACUAGUACAAAGUUAUGGUUUCGCCAUCACUGAAGCGCCUCAAGGAAACAUUCGGAAACUCUCUCGCAGAGGCCGAGAGUUGGUGUUGAGUGCCGGCCUGCGCACACCACCGCGCCCUGUCUCUCAGGCCACGUUGUCUUCUUACUCUCGCUUCUUUCCUGGCUAAAAAGUUGUCCAUCAAAAUUCUCUCUCUCUCUCUCUCUCUCUCUCUCUCUCUCUCUCUCUCUCUCUCUCUCUCUCUCUCUCUGGCGCCUGAGCACUUCCCCGGGAGAGUGGCGGCAACACGCCUCAGAGACGGGCGAGGCUGCCUCUCAAAGUACGUGAUUCACGGGUCGCAUUAACUCACUACGCUUUAUAAGAUAACAGUUAACUCGGCACCCGAGGCGACGCGGCUCCUGGGCCGACACCACUACCACCACCACCACCACCACCCAGGGGCACGUGCCAGCCUCCCGCCCACCAACAGUUAGGGAACCGACGCGACGCGUGUCACUUCAUAUUUCAACUUUGCAAAUCAGCUUUGAUUAGUGAUUUUGAAGUUACUUACUUCACAGUGAAAUUCUGCGUCUACUUUCCUACACUGAUAGCUUUUAUGAUUUUUCCCACAAUUGUCUCUGUCUUUUGCCGCCUGGCCUCGCCUGGACUCACCUCGCUUCGCCUCGCCUCGCCUGGCCUGGCCUCGCCUCGCCUGGCCUUGCCUCGCCUCGCCUGGCCUGGCCUGGUCUGGCCUCGCCUGGCUCUCUCUUAUAAGUCUUCCCACAACUGUCUCUCUUCGCCAAGCUUGGCCUGGCCUGGCCUGGCCUGCCCUGGCCCUCUCUUUCCUCCUCGCUUGGUGCUCGCCGCACCUCCGUGCCAAGAUCUUUGCCAUCAACACUGCACACUUUGCGAUCAACAACACUCUUUACACUCUAAAGACUCUUUCUCGUUAAUCUUGAUAACGUUAACCUGAAGCCUUUAGUCGCUAGAUCUAACGGAGACACUUGCACUAGCUGUGGGUUCAACUAGUCCCUGAUAUUGUUGUUGACGGCGGCGAGCCCCGCGGGCUGGUUCCCUGACACAGCCGCCCCGCGGGGCACCGCCGCUCACACAUUUAAUGUUACGUUAAUAGCUUUAGCUCUACAUAUAUAAAAAAAAGCAUUUGAUAAUAAAAGGAUUGCUGAAUGAUGCAGCGCCGCCACUAGCGUGCCCGCGUCCCGCUGCCGCCCCGCCGUGCCGCAGCCUCGUGGGCGCCACUUGUUUACUCUUAAGUGUUCGAGCGAUCCUCCCAUGACAACGCCUUCAUCGCUACCAGCACUCAGACUUCCCAGUGGCUGCCGCACCCACCGCCGCGGCCAGGCCUGCCCCGCGCCGCGCCGGCCAAUAGGCAGCCCCGCCAUCCAUCCUUCAUCCUCUGCCCCGCGGCCCACCGGCCCCCACUCUCCCUCCUCACGCUGUCGGAGGCCCCUCAGCGGCCGCGCCUGUAACCCAUCUCUCCUGUAUUUAUUUUGACAUCUAUUGCAUCUGUUGUGUUUCAUACCAUUUGUGCUUUGUACUGGAAUAAAAGAUUUGAUACUGAA